AUGAAAUUCGGCAAGACUUUUCCUAACCAUCAGGUCCCGGAAUGGUCACACCAAUAUGUCAACUAUAAAAACCUUAAAAAGCACAUCAAAGAGAUCAGUAUUGCGCAGCAAGAGCUUCACAAACAGCGCUCAUGCCACACUGACAUUCUAGCUAAGUCCAGGAUUAAUUCUGAUGCGGCAGAAAUCCUAUUGGAGGAGCCAGAGGUCAAAAAAAGACUGGCCACAUUCUUUUUUGCCCUCGAUAGAGACAUCGAGAAAGUUAGCGAGUUUUACAACACGCAGUUUCUGGAGUACGACCGCAGGCUCAGAAGGCUCCUUUCGUCUGCGCAACUCACCAGUUUAAAUGCCAUAGCCAGAGAAACCCAAGAUAAAAGUAUCAGCCAUCCCGAGACAGGUGCUCUUUCAUCGGACAUCACAGAGGACUAUGCCGAGAUUUUGGGUAUUCUGGUGGAGCUCAGGUCGGAUUUCCGUAAUCUCAAGUGGUACGCGGAGCUCAACAAGCGUGCUUUCGCGAAAAUUUUGAAGAAACUCGACAAAAAAGUGGGAACGAAGCACCAACAGGCGUACCUCCAGCAUCGAAUCCUUCCGCUCGGUAUUUCAAACGAUGCAGAGAUCUCAAAGGAGCUGGGUCUCAUCAAUGAGACGCUUGACUUGAUAUCCCCGCCAUUUUCCAACUUACAGGACUCAGAAAUGGAUAGCGACGAUGCGCAGCUACCUCUCAAAGACUCGUCCUCACCAAUGAAUGUUGUUGCGCAACUGAUUGAGAAAGAUGACGGUAGGAGUGUGGUGACCGAGCUGGUCUCGAUGUAUAGAUCAGUGGUGUUCAUUCCAAAGCGGACUUUGAUUGCCCUCUUGAAUAAAGCCGCUCUGUCGCAGUCUUUUGAAUGUAUUGACGAGAUAUUAAAGAUAAUCCCAACUCUUGGCGACCACUCAGACAUAAGUGGUCGCAACUUCUUUCACCACCAUGUUAUCGCAUUAGGAAAGGGCGUCAAGCAACAGAGAGGCGAGAACUUGCCAAAUUUCGUUCCCGAGGUGAGUGGUAUGGAUUUCAAGGAUUCCAAAUCUUUUGAUGAGUUGUGUAACGUUGAGCCAGCUACCUUGCCUGAAAAAUCAUCAAGACUAGUUGGUGCAUACGGGCCUGACGGCGUGAAUUCUAACGAUUCGCCCGUAUCUCUCCUUUACGUUUUGAACCGGCUUCCACCGCACUUGAGAUCAUCCCUUUUGCAAAGAGAUGCUUACAAGAGAACACCAUUGCAUUACUCUGCCCAAUAUGGCUUAUUUGAGGUCUCAAAGUUGAUUAUUGAAAGCCUACGGGAAUGGGGGGCAUGGGAUCCUGCGGUGCCAAUCGAUAGUAAAGAGGUGUGGGGCGAUGGCGAAGGUUUCACACCCCUGCAUUUGGCUGUCAUCGGCUUGCACCCCCGGACUGUCAGCUCAUUGACAAGUUAUGGAAAUGCCUCCACCAAAUUUGAGUCACAGAGACUGCUUCAUUUGGCCACCAAAUUGAACUCACCCGAGCUUUUGAAAGCGCUUCUAUCGGUUCCCGGUUUUUCUGUAAACUAUGCCGAUCCUGAUACUUGUGAAACCGCACUUUAUAUUGCAGCAAAGCUGAACUUGACCAAGGCCCUCGAGUUUCUUUUGAAAAACGCUGCCGACACCGAGAUUGGUGAGCGAAAUUUCGGUUGGACGCCAAUCUUUGUCGCGGCAACAGAGGGUUUUUACGAUGUUGCCAAAAUGCUUGCGGAUUAUGGUGCGAACUACUCUAAGUUCGAUGAAAGUGGGUGGACGCCUAUGGAGCAUGCAGUUCUCAGAGGACAUCUGGACGUGGCCGAUGUCUUGAAAAUCGAGGACCAAGUAGUUACAAGACCAAAGCUCUCACCACAGUUUAGCCAAAAUAACGAGUCGGUUAGCGAGAAAAAAAGUAGUUGCACCACAAACACCGAAGUGAGACCACCACCCGAGCCGUUGCCAAAAAACUUAUACCAGCACUCUUCGGGCUCUGAAAGCUUUAUUGCUGGUGGAUCGGAUUCGAAUAUCAAGAAUUCAAGCCGGCACCAUCUCUUGAAAAACUCGGUAAGUGGUGAACCUAAAGCAUUAGGGACCAAAAGUCUGCGUCAAACGUCGCCUCAGCUCAAAUCAUUUGGUCAUACUCACUUGCAAGAGGAUCAAUCGAUUGUGUUGGUAUUGCUAGGUCCAAAGGAAAGUUCUGUUGCGGUUUCAUUCAAUAAAGUCCCACUAUCCAAAGUUUCAUCCACUGAGUUGGACACCGCCCUUUCUUUAGUGAUUACUUGUCCGGAUGAUCUGAAGAAUACGCCAGCAGUUCUCGAUCUUCCUCUUGACGACACGCUCGAUCCCGUUCAUUUCACUGUACCAUUCAAAGAGGACUCAUCGCAUACGCUAUUUUUUGACAUUGUCCCCACAUAUAGCUAUCAUGCGACGAAGAUUAUGAACCACUCUACUGAGGUCAAAAGAAGACCGUCACCCCCAAGCUCAGAAUCUUUGAGUGGCCUUGGUGAAACUGCGGGAACAAGACCAUCAUCUGCUAGUGUGCUCAAAAGACCGGAGAGCCAUAAAUCUAAAGUGUUAGGACGAGCAGUGGCUUUGCUCGACAAAGGUGUAAUGUCAGUUGGUCCUAAUCGAAGCUCGCUCUCUGAUACGAGAACAAUUCCUAUCAUUGAGUGUGAAACACUGGAGGUCUUGGGCACUAUAAAGUAUGAGUUUAUGAUUGUAAAGCCAUUUAUCCAUCCAAACAUUAAAUUGACGAGAGGAGAGACCUUUUGGAAGUCUUUGGUGUCUACAAGGGUUAUAGGGCACCGUGGUUUGGGCAAAAAUAUGAAUACCAACAGAUCGUUACAGCUGGGUGAAAAUACCGUUGAGUCUUUUAUUGCGGCUGCUUCCUUAGGUGCAUCGUACAUCGAGUUUGACGUGCAGUUAACGAAGGACGACGUACCGGUGAUCUACCAUGAUUUCAUAGUUGCAGAAUCUGGAGUUGACAUCCCAAUGCAUGCGCUGACAUCGGAGCAGUUUUUGGACCUGAACAACGCCGAUAGACAUAGGAAAUCUCUGGAUACCAAUUUCAACGGACGUUCAAUGGAUGACACUGACGCAGCACUUGUGCAAAGGGCCUAUAGUGUGAAAAGCGAAACCAGGCCCGGGAUUGGUAAGAUAGCAGCAAGUGAGAAGUCGCCUUUGGCCAAACUCUACGAGGACAGAAUGCGUCUUACCAGAACUUUCAAGAAGAAUAAUUUUAAGGGCAAUGCGCGCGGUCACUCCAUCGCCAGUUCGUUUGUUACGCUCAAAGAGCUGUUCAAAAAGAUUCCGUCAAACGUGGGCUUCAAUGUUGAGUGUAAAUAUCCAAUGCUGGACGAAGCCAUUGAAGAUGACAUUGGCCACAUAACCGUGGAGCUCAACCAUUGGUGUGAUACGGUUCUGGGCACUGUAUAUGAUAAUGUGAACGGGCGCGAUAUCAUAUUCUCGUCCUUCCAUCCUGACGUGUGCAUUAUGUUGUCGUUGAAGCAACCUUCUUUCCCCAUCUUGUAUUUGACAGAAGGCGGAACCAAGAAAACUGUCGAUGCUCGUGCUGCGUCGCUUCAGAACGCCAUCAGGUUUGCGAAGACCUGGGACCUGUUGGGUAUUGUUUCGGCUGCCAAGCCCAUUAUUAAGGCACCUCGUCUGGCGCAAGUCAUCAAGUCCAAUGGUCUGGUGUGUGUGACGUACGGUGUCGACAACAACGACCCUGAGGUGGCCCAAAUUGAGAUGGACGCGGGUGUUGAUGCUGUCAUUGUCGACAGUGUUCUGGCGGUGCGUCGGGGACUCACCAAGUCUGCGAAUGUUCAAUCCUUGAGUGCAUACCGUACAUAA
This is a messenger RNA of Lachancea meyersii CBS 8951, 3858 nucleotides long. The record is from the annotation of a GenBank genome assembly. NCBI's taxonomy places the organism in Eukaryota, Fungi, Ascomycota, Saccharomycetes, Saccharomycetales, Saccharomycetaceae.